GUUAUCUCACUUGCUUUCAUUGCCCUGCCGAGAGGUUUGCAUUACCAGGCAGCGUCUGCAAAUCUCGCCAUUCCAGACGUGGGCACGAUGAACCCAGACUGUCGAAUGGAAGCUAAGUGCUGCAGGGAAGAAACUCUCUCAGUUCAUCUUUGCUGUCGCUCGUGAUACAACUUUCUUCCUCAAAACCUUCCACCGCGUCCAAGGCGUUGAUGCGAUCUUGGAAAGUCUUCUAAGACCAUCCAGUGUCCUCUCUCUCUCUCACUCACACUUUCAGGAUAGUUUGAAAAGUCGAAGGAUGUGGCUGGUCUAGCUCCGUUUACAGAAGGACAUCUCAGAGACAAGUCUGCUGGCUACUUGACCUACAUCAGGAAGGAACCGAGGUCAGUCCUAAAAGAGUAUGUUGUCCUUCCGGAAACCCGGGUGGCGCUCGGGCUGAUGUCACAGAAGUAGACACCGCUGUAGACCGCCAGCAACACCACAACCAACCAUGAUGAUGAUGGCCGACUACCGCAGCUGCCGCUACGACCACAACGCCUCUGCUUUUGGUGGCGGGGGUGGAGGCGGGGGUGGUUCUCUCAGUGGUGUGAGUGUUGGUGGAGGACAUUUUAACGGAAGUGACCUUGCCGACCCGCGUAGCUUGAUGGACAUGUCCUACGCCCAUGCUUCGCCUCAGGACAUUUUCGCUCCCCAUCCUGGGGGGUCCUACCCGCGGGGUCUGUCACGCCAGUAUGGAGAUAUGUACGGGUACCCUGCUGCCCCCUUCUCAUCGCAACACUACUUCCCCGACCAACACCCGAUGUCGUUGGAGUUCAGAGGCCGAGGAGUCGGAUCUGCAGUCUCGCAGGAGAAAGACAAGCAUUUUCUGUCGUUGAACAAAGAAGACAGGACGGCAAGUUGUCGAGAAGAGGCGGAGGGCAAAACUCACAUCAGCAACAGCAGCAGCAACAGCAGCAGCAACAACAGCGCCAACAUCCCUAGUAAGAGUAGCAACAGCAGUAGCAGCAACGCCUCGGCUGUCCAUGGCACUCACCACCAUCACCACCAUCAUCACCACAACAAUACCAAUAAUAAUAACAACAGCAAUAACCGCAAAGGACCCAGCAGCUUGUCUUCGGAAAAAUCUGCCCAGGAUGUGAACGCUGCCUCGCCCUGCAAGCCGUGCUCGCCGGCAGGUCUCCUCGGGGGCGACGAGGGCUCCGCGCUGAGUCAAGGAGGUCGAGACGACAUCGACGACGACGCGUUGCUGGACAAGGACACGGGGUCGCUCAACUCCGACGACGACUCCGACGACCACGUGCCUCACGUGCUGGCCCCUGGCUACCACGGCCCCAACCGCCGCUGCCUGCUGUGGGCCUGCAAGGCGUGCAAGCGGAAGACGGUGGCGGUGGACCGGCGGAAGGCGGCGACGAUGCGGGAGCGGAGGCGGCUGAAGCGCGUCAACGAGGCUUUCGAGAUCCUCAAGAGACGCACGUGUCCCAACCCCAACCAGCGCCUGCCCAAGGUGGAGAUCCUUCGCAACGCCAUCGAGUACAUCGAGAGCCUGGAGGAACUGCUGCACGGCUCGCGAGUGCCGCGCGCGGAUGACGGCGCGGCGUGCGGCACGGACGGUAACUCUUCCAGCGGCGGCUCGGAUUACAUGACGGUCCACAGUCCACAGUAUUACUCGGACAAACUGCAUCCCCUGGGCGACAUUGGCAACGGCUUCAGUUCCAGCAAUGGAUACGAACAGAUGUCCAGCUCCUCCACCACCACCAGCGGCAGUAACGGCGCAUCCAGCCUCAACUGUCUGUCUCUGAUCGUGGAGAGCAUCUCGCCCAACAACACCGCCUCCGUCCUCAGCAACAUGACCUCAGUCGACAGACCCCUCUAGACGACACCGACAUCGAGAAGAUGACACCAUCUGACAGGUCAUCGACGGUGACCUCAGCCAAUGUGAGCUGAAGAUGACUCCGUCCCUCAACUCCGCGCCACGUGAAGUUUACUCCCGUAAACAUUUCUCUCGGUUGUUGGUAUAAACCAUUGCAAACAAUAUGAUUGCAUGUUGUCACUGCAAUGUGAGUGAACAGUGCCAAAGAUGAAGUUCAAGUCCAUGUUGGUGACUUUGCCUUGGGUGAGACUUGUCCGUGAAGUGACAAUUGUGCGCCAGAAGUCAGUGAAGUGACAGAAUUUUCAUGAGGUGGAAAAUUUGAGGACAAAUCUGUCUGUGAAGUGACUGUGGGACAGAUAUCUCAGUGAAGUGUUUCAGAACUAAAUGUCAGCCUAAAUGAGAGCUGCAGACAGUUUUAAGACUACUUUUAGCAGAAAGUGCUUGACUAAUGGCCUGACAACUCGUCUUACAUACAAACAAAUGGAUGAAAUCAGAGAAAGUGUCCAGCGCCCUCGUGUGUGUGCACGCGCGCGCGCGAGGAGUCCGAUAAUUCAAACAAAAAUUUUCUUGUUAGGCUAUCGAUCCAUGACAAUCGUAUUCUUCUCAAAUUAGUUAAAAAAAGAAAAAAGAGAUUUUGUGUGCGUGUGUGUGACAAAGAGAGAGAAAGAGAAAAGAGAAAAAGAACGGACGAACAAAAAGAGAGAAGGAUUGGUAUAAUAAUUUUCUAAAUCUUGUACAAUCACAUAAAAAAUUCGAUGCGCAAAUUUCCAAAGAAAUCACUGCUACAAACACAACAUCUUUGAUAUUAUGGAUCCUCGUCUGUGGUUUCCGUAUUCACACCUGUCUCCCAGGAAUAUUAGUCACCUGACGAUGGAUAGCUAUUCAGCCUGAACUGAAAGGUGCUUCUUCUAUGUAAGUCACUUCUCAACUAACAAGCUGCUUCUUUUGCAGCAAUAAUGACCAGCAAUAAGCAGAAGAAUAAAAAUGAAAACCAAAAAAUUGUCAUUUUGUCCUUCGGUCCUGUCUUUGCCACAAAACUGCCUUGUGAAGCCAAGAAAUAAAAAACUUCCGGUUUACGGAACAAACGCCUUCACUCAAUCCCUCCAAGAAAAAAAGUAUUACUUGUAUUUUGCGAUGAUAUGUUCGACGACCGCGGCAUCGAUACGAGUGCUGUUCCACCCGUCUUUUGACAAGAGAACCGUCCAGACCCACUACCUCUCAGUUCUCACACAAAUGCUGUAUUCGUCCUUUUCUUGUUAUGUCGUCCAUUCUAUGCAAAGCCACUGUCACGUGACAAUGGAAGGUGUCUUACUGGUUGAUGUUGGAGUGCCUUGCUGCAUAUUUAUACACGUGUUCUUGAAAUUCGUGAUUUUUUGGUGUCUGUUGGAAAACAACAGUUGCUGAUGCCUACUUUCAUUUCUACGGAUUUGGUUUCUGUAAAAUAUAUUUUGCUUGCCCAUUGGAUAAGCGAGGGUAAUGUUUGUUAGUCAAGCUCACUAACACUCCGCCUGUCUGUUGUUGUUUGUCCACGGUUUACAGGUUUACAGUGUUGGUAGAGAUUUAAGCGACCCUUGGUCUAACUUUCCACCAGUAAGUAGCUGUUUGCAGUUUUCUAAAUCUUGUGUCGUUUGAUUUUUGUGCAAAAAUGAAGGUAUUUGCUUGUAAAGAUUUCUUUGAAGAGGUUUGGAAGCAGCAAAUGUGGACCGUUCUCACGAAAUUAUAUUGUAAUUAAAUAAAAACAUUGACUG
Molecule: messenger RNA, 3615 nt
Organism: Pomacea canaliculata
Lineage: Eukaryota; Metazoa; Mollusca; Gastropoda; Architaenioglossa; Ampullariidae
Product: ras guanine nucleotide exchange factor P-like
Exons: 4
Coding region: 488-1870 (460 amino acids)
Biological process (GO): regulation of transcription by RNA polymerase II; positive regulation of myoblast differentiation; muscle organ development
Molecular function (GO): DNA-binding transcription factor activity, RNA polymerase II-specific; protein dimerization activity; RNA polymerase II cis-regulatory region sequence-specific DNA binding
Source: RefSeq, a predicted model, not a curated record